Molecule: messenger RNA, 2023 nt
Organism: Puntigrus tetrazona (Sumatra barb)
Lineage: Eukaryota; Metazoa; Chordata; Actinopteri; Cypriniformes; Cyprinidae
Gene: mapk13
Product: mitogen-activated protein kinase 13
Exons: 12
Coding region: 280-1368 (362 amino acids)
Biological process (GO): protein phosphorylation; intracellular signal transduction
Cellular component (GO): nucleus; cytoplasm
Molecular function (GO): ATP binding; MAP kinase activity
Source: RefSeq, a predicted model, not a curated record
GUUUGAAUUCGAAAGUGGGCGUGUGCGAGGGAUCGUGACGUCAACGUCAGACGGAUCUCAGCGCGUUCGAUCGCGGAGCGUUUCGAACUUUCAAUGGCGAUUGAUUUAAAGCGUCGGUUCCGCGCUACGUGGAUCCACGCAAACGGCCCUUUUCUCCUGGCGUGAAAAAGAAUCGUUCCUACGCAGUGACCUUUCGGUGCUCGGAUGCAUAAUAUCGCGUAGGAGUCGCUGUGUGCGUGGUGAACGUUUAGCUGUCUGCCUGUUUUCCUUCAUCGCUAAAUGGAGUCACGGGGGGAAUUCAGUCGAGAAGAGAUCAACGGCACGGUAUGGGAAAUUCCAGACAAGUACGUCUGCUUGAAGCAGAUCGGAACGGGAGCUUAUGGCAGCGUGUGCUCGGCCAUUAAUAAUAAAUCCAAAGAGAAGGUGGCCAUCAAGAAACUGCAUCGACCCUUUCAGUCGGAGAUCUUCGCGAAGAGAGCCUAUCGCGAACUGAGGCUGCUCAAGCACAUGAAACAUGAAAACGUAAUAGGCUUGCUAGACGUUUUCACUCCUGCCUCCAGACUCGAUGACUUCCAAGACUUCUACCUGGUGAUGCCCUACAUGUAUACAGACCUCUCUAAAGUCAAGGGCGUCCUGACAGAAGACCGUAUCCAGUUUCUGGUCUAUCAAAUGCUGUGCGGACUAAAGUACAUUCAUGGCGCUGGCAUCAUUCACAGAGACCUCAAACCAGGAAACCUGGCUGUGAACCAAGACUGUGAGCUGAAGAUCCUGGAUUUUGGCCUGGCGCGUCAUGCAGAAGCAGAGAUGACGGGUUACGUGGUGACGAGGUGGUACCGGGCCCCUGAGGUCAUUCUAAACUGGAUGCACUACACGCAGACAGUGGAUAUCUGGUCUGUUGGGUGCAUCAUGGGUGAAAUGUUCAAUGGAAAAACACUCUUUAAAGGAAAAGACUACAUGGACCAGUUGAUUCAGAUAAUGAAAGUAACAGGGACACCAGGUCCAGAAUUUAUUGAGAAACUAGAAAGCCUAGAGGCAAAAAGCUAUGUCAAAUCCCUGCCCCACUACCCACGCAAAGACUUCUCAACAUUGUUUCCCAGAGCCAGUAAAAAAGCGGUAGAUCUGCUUGAGAAGAUGCUGGUGUUAGAUGCUGAUGCUCGUCUCACUGCUGAUGGUGCAUUGGCACACAGUUAUUUUGAUGGCCUAAGAGACCCAGAGGACUGCCCACAGCCCACGCCCUACGAUGACAGCUACGACAAUGCCACAUUGUCCUUAGAAGAGUGGAAACGUUUAUCAUUUAAAGAAGUGAGGAGCUUUGUUCCUUUUCCAAGAAGAGACUCGAAGAGAAGAAACACACUCACAAUGUCUUAGUGUUAGUGGGUCAUUAUCGGCGUACUUUAUUGCAAUUAUGCGAUUUAGUUUCCGCCUAUGAACAAUUUAGAAUUAUGUACUCAAAAAUAUAUGAAUAGCAGUAUUUUGUACAACAGCUAACUUGGUAAGGAAUAUGUGGUAUAUCUGGACAUCUGGUGAAUGAACAUUUUAUUUUAAUAUAGUGGUAGCUGUCCUACAUUUAUCACUAGCGUGCAUAGCACCCUAUCAUUUGCUCACCCUCACACCAUUCAUUCAGAAUUUAUUUUGUCCCUGUGCCAUUUCAGACAACUUGUUGGUCUUAUGCAAAGUCUAUGAUAGCUAAAGCCGUACGAUAGCUUUUCGAGGGGGAACAAACCAAAUCCUACACUUCUUUUGUUUUUUACAAAAAAUUAUUUUAGAUUGUAUGAGGGUGAGUAAAGGAUGACAGACAGACUUUCAGUAAACUAUCCCUAAGUGCUAUCAGAUGAAAAUGUUUUUUUAAAGGACAGCCUUGUACUAUUUUAUGUAUUUUAAGGUUACAGAUUUGAAAGUUGAAGUAUUACACACUCAGUAUACCGGUAAAAAGUCUGGGGUAAAUAUUUUUUUUAUGUAUAUAUGUGUGUGUGUGUGUGUGUGUGUGUGUGUGUGUGUGUUUUUAUAUAUAUAUAUAUAUAUA